Morchella sextelata is the source of this 450-nucleotide messenger RNA. RefSeq lists its product as uncharacterized. The record is from RefSeq and is a predicted model, not a curated record. Lineage: Eukaryota; Fungi; Ascomycota; Pezizomycetes; Pezizales; Morchellaceae. The transcript is spliced from 4 exons. The coding region runs from base 1 to 450 and encodes 149 amino acids.
AUGUGCGAAUAUAUUCACAAAUGGUACACCGUCUGCGACUGCGAGUUUGACAUCUUGAUCAAGCGCUGCUCCGCCAGCCAUCUCUGUACUGUUAAGAUCUUCAAGGGGGAUGUUGUCAAGAGGCGCAAACGAAUAGAAACCGCAGUUUUCAUUAUCGUUGGGCGUUCUUCAAUUAUGCUGAGGUUUGCCAUCCCAGAUAUCCCUGAUAAUUUCCCUCAGGGCUGCCUGGAUGAGGUAAUUUUGUUUUGCUGCUGCGGUGGUUGGGGUUCGAAAGGUCCAAUUGUAUCAUGGAUGCUCAGAUACACAAGUCUACAAAUAAUGUCUCUUGCCGCCUCCCCCGAGUACCUCCCCUCUCCCGCCCAACGUCAGUAUCAAUGCAACCCCCACUCGCAGUCCCAAACCUCUUGGACAGCCACCUCGACCGUAAUAGCUAGUCCUCCACACCUCUAG